Osmerus eperlanus (European smelt) is the source of this 2890-nucleotide messenger RNA. Its product is annotated as myeloid-associated differentiation marker-like protein 2. Lineage: Eukaryota; Metazoa; Chordata; Actinopteri; Osmeriformes; Osmeridae. The record is from RefSeq and is a predicted model, not a curated record. Gene Ontology annotation, cellular component: membrane. The coding region runs from base 921 to 1832 and encodes 303 amino acids. The transcript has a single exon.
CUUGUCUUAAUUAAAAGUAGAGAAAGACAGUGGAGAGAGAGAAAGAGGGGAGAAAGGGGCAGAUAGAGAGAGAGAAAGAGAGAGAUAGAAAGACAGAGUGAGAGUGAGGACACGAGAUCACAUGAAAGUGAGAUCAGAAGGUGGGAGUUUUCCCCCGACAGAGGACGGACUGAGCUGACCAGUAUUGGACCUUGACAGAAAGGAUUACAACCCAUAUAACCCCUGUGGGCUAUAUUGGGUUAUUGAACACUGAAUGCACUGAACGGCCCAAUUGACUGGACUUUAUGAGGACAUGAAGUGGACUUGCUUUUCCUAAAGUCAUCUCUGAGUCUUUGGAAAUGUAUUGAAGAGGAAGAUAAAUACUUUUGAGAGAGCGCAGCCAUUUGAUGCCUCUUCUAUUUCAGACACAAGGGUAAUGUGCCAUUCAACAGGUGCAUACACAGUACAGAAAAAGUAGAGAAGACAGUUAGUAACAUGCUAUGUUGAGAGCACAAUACAGCUGACAAAAUUAAUACCAAACUAACACAGUUCCGAUCACACACAUUUGGAUACCUGUAGGUAAACAAACACAUUUGCUUCUUGAAUGUGUUCUGGCAAAUUUCUCUGCUUUAACUCCUUUUCAUUCAUGACAGUGUAUUGCUAUGUAACUGUAAAGAGAAAUACACACUAAACGCAGUUAGACUGUAAUUUGAUCCCUCAACACGCUGCACUAAUUACAAGGGGCAGGCAGGAAAACAUAGAGAGAGAUUUGUAAUUAAGUCUUGUCUAUAAAAAGGGUGAGGCGAAGAAGGGUGAGGUCUACGUUGCCAGGGGAAAGACACCCAGUGUGAGCAGAGGAGCAGAGACACCCAGCCUGGAGCAGCAGGCCUUGUCGGAAAGAAUCUUCCAGAAGCUGUUGGACAGGGGACACGUGGGAGACCAUGGACUCUCAUGGAGGACACUUCCUCAACAAGGGAGCCGUGCUGUCUUUCCUGGGAGCUGCCCGCAUGUGCCAACUGCUGCUCAGCUGCACCAUCAUGGCCCUGGUGGCCCACGGCGCGGGCUACAGCGCCUCCUACGGGACGUUUUGCAUGUUCGUGUGGUGCUUCAGCUUCGCCGUCACCUUGGUGGUGUUCGUCCUGGACGUGACGCGGCUCCACGCUUGCAUGCCCAUCUCCUGGGACAACUUCACCGUGGCGUUCGCCAUGCUGGCCACCCUCAUGUACAUCACCGCCUCCGUCGUCUACCCCGUCUACUUCCUCCAGACGGAGUGCCCCACCGAGGGCUGCGAGGUGAGGAACUACGGCAUCGCCGUCACCGUCUGCUCCAGUGUUUGUAGCUUCGCCUAUGCGGCUGAGGUAUUCCUGACCCGGGCCAAGCCUGGCCACGUCGUGGGCUAUAUGGCCACCAUGUCGGGCUUACUCAAGGUGGUCCAGGCCUUCGUGGCAUGCAUCAUCUUUGGAGCCCUGGCCAAUGACAGCGAAUACACCCGCCACAUCCCCACCCAGUACUGCGUGGUGGUGUACAGCCUGUGCUUCUCCGUCACCGUGGUGGUGGUUGCCGCGACCGUGUCGGGGAGGACCUCCGCCCUGCGUUUCCCUUUCGACCGCUUUGUGGUGAUUUACACCUUCCUGGCCAUGCUUCUGUACCUCAGCACUGCCUUGGUGUGGCCCAUCUUCAGCUUCGACAAGAAGUACGGCACCACGGCCCGCCCGGAGGACUGCCCCCGGGGGAAGUGUGCCUGGGACAGCAAGCUGGUGGUGGCCGUGUUCACCAACGUCAACCUCAUCCUUUACUUCACUGACCUGGUGUACUCCCAGAGGAUCCGCUUUGUCUCCCAGUCUGCUGCCUAGCCCGAGGCUCCUCCACUGACCCUGGCCCACUGACACAGACAUGCACUGGCAGACAGCUGGGCGGACACCAUCCACUAACUCCUAAUGAGGAUGUAGUAGAAAUCAUGUAUUCUGUGUUAUCAGUGGCCGUUUGAUCUGUCUUAGUGCAGUGGGUCAUUUCCCAUCAUUGCUCAAGGUUUUCUGAAAGCCUCAUCUGUACUACUGUCUUGUAGUGCAGUGCAGUGCCUUUGUACAGUUGCUGUGUUGCACAUCUUAAUCAGUGUUCUGAGUUUUACAUGGCGUCAUCAUCUCAUUUCAUCAAAGAGAAUAUCAGAGUCAAGCUGUUAAAGGUUCACCCAGGACCGAUUCCACAUGGCCUCCUACUACGCCCCCCACGCCCCCCCACACCCCACCCCCUCCACAUCCUUCAAUGGCCCCCUGUAGGAGGCAGAAAACCAGGGGGACCAGAAAGGCUUAGCUAAGCAUCUUGGGCCAUAAGAGGAAACUGGGAGAGAUGGCCACCUCAGCACCCAAGUGCAUUUUCAUCUCCUAGUAUCAAGUAUGAAAUGUUCUGUCUCAGCAUGUCUUAGGACAAGCUUGUGUGAGCAGAAACAGGGUUGAAUACCUGGGCAGCAUAAGCACAUGUAAGGAUUACCAUAAUAAUGGUCCAUAUGAAGACUUUGAUUUUCCCUGACAGAGUAAAAACAUUGCCUUAUGAAGGAGCCUUCACUUACUAAUUGUAACGGUCAUUUCAGAAGUUUGUUUGAAUAUAGGGCUUUCAACCUAGCCCUAGUAUUUACGUAAGAGUACGAGAUCAUAGAUAGUAGAUCGUUUUUUCACUAUGAUGGACAUUGUUCAUUACAUACCUUGAUCAAAUCUAAUGUGCAUUCAUGAACAAUGAUGGGAUAAAUGAUGCAUUUUGAUCAAAUAUAGGUAUGUAGAAGUUAAUUAUAUAUGCUACUUGAAAACUGAAUGCUGUGUUAUAUUAGUCUAUAAUUAAAAUAAAUGCAAUGUAUUAAUCGUGUUUUCUAUUGUGAAAGUGUCUUGAAUAAAUGUGGAGAGUUUACAUAACUCACUCA